CGGGGCCUAUUCCAAGCUUUUCUCCGACCUCCUGCUUCAUAAAGCAUCUGAGCGUCUCUCACUCCGUGGAUGUGCUGCUUGGUGCGGUUCCAAUGGAAGAUGGCGGACAGACGCGAACAGACCCACUGCAGCCGGCCGCGAUCGGCACUGUGUGUAUAGCGGAGCUCUGAGAACAACAGGUUGCCUUCCAGCCCCGAACCAGGAGCGCGGAGAUGAAGCUCGGUUAAGGAUCCCAACAUGAGCCAGCGCGCAGCAGGUAGGCAGGCAGGCAUCCAGACGCCGCUGCAGGAGUGUGGCCCCUCUGCACCACUGCCCGCAGACCGUGUGCUUGGUUCUGGAGCCGUGUUAUUCCCUGGUGUGUUCGAUCAGCAUGGCUGCCCUCUGGUUAUAUUCCCUGCAGAUGGCCAGGAUAGACUCUUGGAACUCAGCAAGGCAGAAGUUGUGGACUUCAUAAACUAUUUCCAUGCGCUGUUCAAUAGAAAAUAUGAAAAGCAGAGUUUAGUGUCGGUGGUUGUCGACCUGAGGAAUGCAUCACCACCAACACCCAAGUUCAUUAUGGAGUCCCUGCUGCUGGUCCAGGAGCACAAGCGAACGAUCCACAGCGUCUACCUGAUUCAGCCCAAAAAGAAAGAUGUUGUAAAGCCAUUGUUAAAACUCCUGAAUCUGUCAAUGUCCUGCUCUGCCUCUUUCAAGACUAUCCUCCUGAGAGAAAUCCCAGAGCUGUGGAACUACAUUGACCGGAGCCAGCUACCAGCCUCCCUGGGGGGUUAUUUUCUGUACUGUCACAGAAGCUGGGUUAGCUUUAUUAAGGAGAUUCAUGCCUUUGUUCAGGAGUUCCUGUCUGUGGUACAACGUUUGCCCUCAUGCAUCUCCACGCUGCAGGCUCUGUCCAGGCUGCCGCUGCCCUCCAGCUUCAGCGAGCUCCAAUACUUCUGCUGCACAAAUGAAGCCAAGUUCCUGCAGCUUAGGAGGGAGCUGGGGUUGGACGAACUUUUGAAAACACUGUGA
Fundulus heteroclitus (mummichog) is the source of this 1008-nucleotide messenger RNA. Its product is annotated as puratrophin-1. The transcript is spliced from 8 exons. Bases 238 to 1008 code for a protein of 256 amino acids. The record is from RefSeq and is a predicted model, not a curated record. Lineage: Eukaryota; Metazoa; Chordata; Actinopteri; Cyprinodontiformes; Fundulidae.